AUGGCCAACUCCCAGUCCCUAUCGCUGCGAUGGAACGAUUAUUCAUCAUACAUUGCAGGUGCAUUCGAAUCACUUCGGUACGAAGAGGAUCUCGUAGAUGUAACGCUUUAUUGUGAGGGCCGCAAAAUACGCGCCCAUAAGAUGCUGCUAUCGGCUUGCAGCAGCUACUUUAAGAACGUCUUCAAAGAAAAUCCAAGCCAACAUCCCAUCAUCAUAUUUAAGAACGUCAAGUAUUCGGAUCUGCAAUCAUUGAUAGAAUUCAUGUACAAGGGAGAGGUGCACGUGCUGCAGGAAUCGUUACCAUCCUUUCUACAAACGGCAAAUAUAUUGUCGGUUCGUGGUCUUUCUGAACCAUUUUUCGAUGAGCAGAACCUAUCCACAACUGCGCAGGAUCUACCAAGGUCUAUGCUGGCACAGAAAAUACUUCAAACGCAAUCGCAAAACAUGAACAGUGCCACGAUCACAACGGAUGAAGUUUAUUAUGCGCUAGCGACACCCGAGUCGACCUUCUCGCCACAGAUAAAGACGGAAGUACAGCCUACCAUCUCGCAACAGUUUAUCAGCAAAGUGGUGCUAAAACCAACCAACGAUCUCACCGUUCCGAACGAUCUUGGUAACUCGAUUAUCCCACAGGUGCAGCCACAACAACAAACCAACUCGACUGCAAAUGUACUACAUCCUUCGACAGCCGCAUUGCAAACACCAACGAAACGUGGGAAACAACACUAUCGGCAAACAAAUGAAUCGAAGCCAGUUAUAUUACCUGUGGAUGAACUAAUCAUUGCCCAAGGUUCAACUUCCCAGCCAGAUGAAAGCAAGCAGUCACUUCAAGAGCUAGUUAAUAGCGUAUUACCCUCGCCACGACAGCUAAGAACAGCGCGCAUUCUCAAGCAAAACGUUGCAACUAGCAAGGAAACGGAAACGACAAAAACGACAUCACCAACUAUUCCAGAGACACCAACCAACCGUUCGGAAAUAUACAACGCGACGACGGCACAAAGUCAAGACAUAUCCGAGUUCAUCAAUGUUGGCGAAAGUUUAGUGGCGACCUGCGGCGACGGUAGCGCAUACACGCAACCAGACGAAUUCGAAAUGGUGUGUGAAAACAUUACACACCGGUCGGAAUCUGAGGAACCCAUGGAACAAUCGACCGGUUUCGAAAUGCAGAUCGUCGAUAUUGGUGUGGAUAACACUUUUCUGGAUGAAGAGGAGAAGGCUGCGGUCACACAUACGGCCACGGACGACACUGAAAACACACAAAAGAAACAGUACAAAUGUAACUCGUGUGACAAAAGCUUCGUCACCUGGAAAUCACUCACCAUGCACAGUCACAUUCAUAGUGGCCGCACUAAAUGUAAUAUCUGCGGCGCGGUCCUGUCGCGCACUGCCAAUCUGAAGCGGCAUAUGAAGCUGAAGCAUGAACCAUGA
Anopheles marshallii is the source of this 1428-nucleotide messenger RNA. Its product is annotated as modifier of mdg4-like. NCBI's taxonomy places the organism in Eukaryota, Metazoa, Arthropoda, Insecta, Diptera, Culicidae. The transcript has a single exon. The record is from RefSeq and is a predicted model, not a curated record. Bases 1 to 1428 code for a protein of 475 amino acids. Gene Ontology annotation, molecular function: DNA binding; protein binding. Gene Ontology annotation, cellular component: nucleus. Gene Ontology annotation, biological process: regulation of transcription by RNA polymerase II.